AUGGUGCAUAAGGAAAUGGUGGGGAAGGAAGAUAUUUGUUAUUGUUGUACAUUGGUAUCUAUGGCAUUGAUCUCUCCAUUGGUGGUUGUGGUAGUUGCAUUGCUGGACGCUGGUACCAGUUUGGCAUUGGUGUAUGAUACAAUGAUGGAAUCAGCUACCAGAGAUUUGGACAUCAAAGGAAGAAGGAAUGUUAAUAAUGACAAACAAAUAAAGCCAAGUAACAGUGGUAAAAAAGAUGAAUCUGCUAAACAGUCCAAUAAAAUAGUACUGAUUGGCGACUCAUUAUUAAAACAUAUUAAUGAAGAACAAUUAUCUAGAAAUCGAGUAGAGAAAGUACGCUCAUCAACCUUAGCUGAUGCAACUAACCACAUCAAUGCAAUGUCAUUAAAAGAUGUUGAUAAAAUAAUACUCCAUGUUGGUAGCAAUGACAUUGCUAACAAUAGAAAAAGUGAGGAUGUUGCUGAAGAUAUUAUGAACUUGGCUCAACAAACUAAGUCUAACAUGAAACCAGCCAAUAAAAUCAUCAUAUCAGGUAUACUACCUAGAGGUAAUACUGACAUGAAUAAGAAGAUAAAAGAAGUUAACCUCAAAGUUAAGUCAUAUGUAGACAACCAAGAUGGUAUAGUGUUUGUUGACCACAAGAAACUAUAUGGUGCUAAGAAAUAUUACCAUGUGGACAAUGUGCACCUCAAUGAUAUUGGCACUGAAGUACUUGCAUCUAAUAUAAUAAAUGCAAUGAGAAAUAAACCAAGAGCAGAAAACAGACUCUCAAGUGAUAGACAACAAAGAUAUAAUACAAAGAGACAAAUAACUCAAAACUGUAGCACCGGUAGUACUAGCCACCAUAACAACAACAAAAGACAAACAACCAGAAAUACACUCGACAACAGCCAUAAGGACAAUAAAGAAAUGGAAAUUACCCGAACAGAAAUGACUGGGCACGAACAGCGUGCGAUGUAA
Messenger RNA from Saccoglossus kowalevskii, 960 nucleotides. RefSeq lists its product as uncharacterized. The record is from RefSeq and is a predicted model, not a curated record. NCBI's taxonomy places the organism in Eukaryota, Metazoa, Hemichordata, Enteropneusta, Harrimaniidae.